Messenger RNA from Cottoperca gobio, 3481 nucleotides. RefSeq names its product zinc finger protein 800b (gene znf800b). The record is from RefSeq and is a predicted model, not a curated record. The transcript has 12 exons. NCBI's taxonomy places the organism in Eukaryota, Metazoa, Chordata, Actinopteri, Perciformes, Bovichtidae. Bases 357 to 3206 code for a protein of 949 amino acids.
AAUAAUCAAACAUUUCUUAAUCGAAAUACGUUUAAUCCUUAAUUUUUUCGCAAUGUCGCCCUAAAGUGCCUACAUUUCUAUCUAAAAUUGGACGUAGAGGGUGCACCUUUGCGCAGAGACUGGUUUAAUGCUGAGAGGCUCCUCUGGGUGCACAAAGACAGCGGCUCGCAGACGAACUUGUUCAGAGUGAUCCGGGGACGCUGGGAGGCGAAAUAAACAAUCUCCGGACUCGAAGUAGCUACAACCGCGGAGUUUUACCUCUUCAAACACACUAUUCCACCACUCAUCCAACCGAUACAAGGUUCCAGGACUGUGCUGGUGGUGAACCUGUGGUGCAGCAGGCCGCACUUGGCAGCAUGGUGAAGGUCCAGAGGUCAACCAGGAGGAAGAGCUCUCACUGUCUCCGCAGACUGGAGGUCCCACAGAGUGCGGGUCAGACUGAGAUGGAUGAAGGCCCGCUGCAGCCAAACACCCGGCAGCCACCACAGGAGGAGCCCCGAGGAGCAGACCAGCCAUCUGAUGAAGCACAGCUCCAGACCUCUGCUUCAGUUGAAGCGCUGUCGGAGAACUUGGACCAGAAGGAGACUCCGAUAGACGACCAGGAAAAGGACGACUCCGCGGCCCAGCUCCAAGCCAAGCCUCUGUGGAAGCCCAUUCCCCCUCUGCUCCCUGACUCAAACAUGAGUGCUACCGCUAAGACCAGGGACCAGAUCUGCCAGACUGAGGAGCGGCUUCAGCAGACCGGCGCUGGCAGCCAUGGUCCCUGUGUGGAGCCUGGAGAUCCCCCUCUGCUCCAGCAGCCUCUGCAGACCUCCAAGUCAGGGAUUCAGCAGAUAAUUGAAUGCUUCCGUUCAGGCACGAGCCAGCUGAAACACAUGCUGCUGAGGGAGGUGGACACCAUCUUUGAGUGUAAACUGUGUCGCAGUCUGUUCAGAGGCCUGCCCAACCUCAUCACACACAAAGAGUACUACUGCCUCUCACGGCUGCCCGAGCCCGACGGUUCGUCGGGUGAUGACAAACAGAGUGUAGCCAUGAAGGAUUUGUUGGACGUCAUAUAUCCCAGAGCCCCAGACUACGUGGUCCGAUUGGAGCCCAUUCAGACCACUACCAAGGCCGUGUUCCAGUACCUCACCACAGAGGAGGAGCUGGCUAGAUAUCCAUCGCAGACACCCAGUGCCAGAGAGAGUCCGGUAGCAUGGGAAGGAGAACAAGUGGAGGGUGCGGACAGCAACCAGGCGAGCCAGCCAGAGAGCCAAAGCAGCCCGGGGAACAAUGCGGGACAGAAGAGAUGGGAGGCUGAGGAGGAGGCUAAAGAGGAGCAGCCACAGCAGGAAGACGAGGCGUCCACCAGUGGGGUUGAGGAUGUGACAAUCUCCUGUUGUCUGUGCGGUCAGGAGUUUAACUCACGCCGCAGCAUCAGACGUCACUGUCGCAAGAUGCACCAGACCAAACUAGAAGAGCUCCGAAAGUUCACAGAGACACGCACAGUUCCCACAAGCCUGCUCUCAAUGGUGAAAGGAGGUCGGCCAAGGACUCUCAGCACACCUACUGGAAAAUCCUGCCCUGUGUGCUUCAAAGCCUUCGCAACCAAAGCCAACGUACGUCGUCAUUUUGACGAGGUGCACCGUGGUCUACGGAGGGACACCAUCACACCCAGCAUUGCCUCGCGGCCUGGCCAGCCCUUCUCUCUGGAGGUCACCCCCCCUAGGAAGAGCAACACUUCCUCUCCAACACGUAGCAACACCUCCAAGUCCACCCCCGUGAACUCUAAAACACCGCCUUCGAACCCAAUCCAGCCCAAACCUCCGAGUCAGCCCCCCGCCUCUCCACAGGCAGCCCCGGUCUCAUGUCGCUGCACGCUCUGCAAGAGGAACUACAGCUCUCAGCUCAUGUUGAAGAGACACAUGCGUAUCGUCCACAAAAUAUACAGCAUCAAAAGCAACAGGUCUGCUACCACGCCAGCCCCCCCCGUUCCGGCGGCCACACCUCAAAGCACCAGCGCUAACUUAGCACCAAGCAACAACGUCCGUGUGAAAGAGGAAGCAGUAGAACCUUCAGAUGAAGAGGAGGAGGAAGAGGAGGAGGAGGAGGAAGAGGAGGAGGAGGAGGAGGAGGAGGACGAGGACGCUGACAGUAGCCCGACCCCAUCUCCUACUGACAGCACUGGGACAGCUAAAGGUGUAGCUGUGGCGAACAACACCACGAACGUGAAGGAAGAGCAGGCCCCGUCGAGCCCAAAGGCCACGCCAUCCUUAUAUUCGUCAUCCUCACGCGGUGGCAGCACGAGCAGCGGGAGUGGCGUCGCCAAGACGACCAAACUGUCAGUGGGUUUCGACUUCAAGCAGCUCUUCUGCAAACUGUGCAAGAGACAGUUCAGCUCACGUCAGAACUUAACAAAGCACAUUGAGCUGCACACAGACGGCAACGACAUCUUCAUUAAGUUCUACCGCUGCCCUCUCUGUCGCUACGAGUCCCGUCGCAAGCGUGACGUGCUGCGCCAUGUGACUGUGGUCCACAAGAAGUCGUCUGCGUACCUAGGCAAGAUCAUGCCCAAACUGGAGAGCAGGGCGGUGAAGAGGCAAGCCGAGGCCGUCCUCAACAGCUCGACCCCCAGCAAGAGGACAAGCGGCAGCGUCAAAGAGGAAGUGAACGGGCGUCACGCUUCUUCUUCCUCCUCCUCCUCCCCAUCACCUCCUGUCACCCGCAAGCAGGAGUCCUCCACAGCUGCACCAACCACCCCAUCAGCGUCCUCCUCCUCCGCCUCUUCCUCCGCCCCGCCUGCUGCCCCUGUCACUCGGAAGCAGCAGGACCUCUCAUCGCCAGCGGUCACCCCGUCCCCUCCUGUCACCCGUAAGCAGGAGAGACAGCAGACCCACCAGCCUCGUCCCAUCAGCCCCCCACUCACCCGCCGCAGUGAAAAACACACACACCAACGCAACUCCUCCUCCUGCACAUCGCCCAGCAACCAAACCCCACACACCCGAAGGCACGACGGCCAAUCGGAGAGCGGCGGCACAGGGUCGUCGUCCUCCACUGAAGUCAGAGUGACCAAGAACUUCUCCCUCCACGCCUGCGACCAGUGUGGACGGGCCUUUGCCAAGAAGCUGUACCUUGAGUCUCACAAGCGGAGUCAUCGCAACGCAGCGACGGCGGCAGCCAGCAGGAGGAAAGGAGUCAGCACCCGCUCCAAAUCCCUGGUCUGGUGAAACACACACACACACUUCUGCUGGGGAUAACGGACGAGCGAGCCGCUAACAAUGAGAGAAUGAAAACGUUCAAUCGGGGAAACAAUGGACGAAUGGAACGAGCACAGAGCAGAGAUGAAGGAAACAAAAAGGAACAACGAAGGACUGAAGUGCAAAGGAUUUCCACCUUUUGCUUAAGAACCAAAUAUAUAGUUGGAAUCUGACAUUUCUUUUGUAUAGUUUCAUUAAGAAGCCAGUCAAACGGUGGCGCUGCUGUCCACAGACAGAAGAUUCAU